Thunnus maccoyii (southern bluefin tuna) is the source of this 1645-nucleotide messenger RNA. RefSeq lists its product as uncharacterized. The transcript is spliced from 8 exons. The coding region runs from base 365 to 1351 and encodes 328 amino acids. Lineage: Eukaryota; Metazoa; Chordata; Actinopteri; Scombriformes; Scombridae. Gene Ontology annotation, biological process: S-methylmethionine cycle. The record is from RefSeq and is a predicted model, not a curated record. Gene Ontology annotation, molecular function: S-adenosylmethionine-homocysteine S-methyltransferase activity; zinc ion binding.
AUGAUGCUGUUGGCUUUGUUCAAGUGGUAAUUUUACAUCAGGACAGAAAAUCACAAGAACAGACUGAUUCAUGAGUUGGGCUUCAUUUAUUUAUAACUCAACACAUCCACUGACUCUACCUCAUUGCACCGUUAUUGUGUCAUGCGCCAUCUAGUGGUGUUGCAGAGGUCUGAAUCAUCCCAAUUUUUACAGUUUCGAGCGGCAGUGAACACAACGUUUGAACCUUCUCUUUUACCCGGAACAACAACAAACAACAGUCUGAAAAGUAACAUGAAGUAUUGCAAUAGCGUGUUUAAUGUAAACACCCGUAUCUCCAAGACUGUAGGGGUUUAAUGCAGAUAGUAGUGGCUUCUGUUGUUUCUCAAUGUGUUCCUCUGCUCGUCUACGACAUUACAUGAAUGAUAAUGGACCUUUGAUAUUGGAUGGUGGACUCGCAACUGAACUGGAGGCGCAAGGAGCCAAAUUACAGGGAGAUCCUUUGUGGAGCGCCAGGCUUUUGCACACUAAUCCCCAGUUCAUAAGAGAUGCUCAUUACAGGUUUCUCCUUAGUGGUGCUGAUGUUAUCACAACAGCCACAUACCAGGCAAGCAUUACAGGAUUCAUCAAUUACCUGGACGUGAGCUCAGAAUGCGCCAGAGAGCUGCUGAUGUCUGGAGUUCAUUUGGCCAAAGAGACGGUGGAGAGAUUUGUCUCUGACAAUAAUUCAACAGGGCAAAGAUAUCCCCUGGUGGCAGGCUCUGUUGGACCAUAUGGGGCCUUUCUGCACAAUGGCUCAGAGUACACUGGGGCUUAUCCAGAGGAGAUGAGUAUUGAGGAGCUUAAAAUUUGGCAUCGGCCACAGGUCGACUGCUUAGCAGCAGCCGGAGCUGAUCUCAUUGCUUUUGAGACAGUCCCAAAUAUCAAAGAGGCGGAGGCUCUGGUGGAGCUGCUCAGAGAAUUCCCAAACUCUAAAGCCUGGCUCUCCUUCUCUUGCAAGGAUGGGAAGUGUAUAUCAGACGGCAGCUUGUUCACAGAUGCAGUCCAGAUUGCUAAUAGAUCCAAGCAGCUGGUGGCUGUAGGAGUCAACUGCUGUCCUCCAGCGCUGGUGGAGCCGCUGCUGGACUCUGCCAGGUCACUGCUGAGCCCAGACAUGUGCUGGGUGGUCUACCCCAACAGUGGAGAGGAGUGGGACACUGAGCGGGGGUGGCAAACAUCAGAGAUAACAUCAGUAUCAAUACCUGAACUGAGUCAUACAUGGAUGAAGCAAGGCGCUGCUUUGAUAGGGGGUUGCUGCCGUGUUGGUCCCGCUCAAAUAGCAGAGUUAAAACAUCAGUUAAAAGGAAGCUGCACAUCUCCAGCCUCUGCAGUGUGACUGAACUGAAGAUGAGAAUUAAAGCUGUCUGGAUAAAAGCAAAACUAGAAAAGAAAUGAUCAUUGCUGUAAAGAAAAUAAUGUCUGUUCCAGGAGUUUAUAAAAAUCUUAAUUUAUUGGAAAAUAAAUAAAUAACUAACUAACUACAUCAAAUCCACGUGAGUACACAAUGACGUUGUUGUUGUGUCAAAGACGAACGGCACCACAGGGGUGCAAAACAAAAGUGUAAGAACAAAUUAUGGCUCUACAUAAACAUGAAAAUAAAACAUGCAGUCUUCACUGUCUGUGGUUCACA